UAUUCAGCAAGGUAAAUACAUGUCCUUGAUCAGAUGUGCAUCCCUACAUGCCCAUGGAAGUGUGAAUUUCAAAAUUUGUGUUCUAGAGUCACAGCACUCAUGGGGAUGCUGCAGUGAAAUGCCGGAUAGCAAUCAAAUGCAGAGUCCAAUCUGGGUAAAAAAGUAGAAUUGCAUUUAUUGUUACAAAAGCAAAAUGCGGUUAAUGAGUGUGAUUAAAAUGAAAGGUGCCUGAGACCUUUCUCAUCAUGCAGCUAUAGGGAUAGGAUGCAUGGUCUGUACCCCCCUGAGCACAGGCACCAUCUUUGAUUUAAACCAUGUAUUUUGUAAUCUAGACGUAUAUUUUGCCUUGAAUCAAGUCUGCAGCUUUAUGUAAGUAAACAAUCAUUUUAUAUUGUUACAUUACAGACUUCUGUGUUGCUAUUUUAUUUAUAGAGGGAUAAAUAAAGGGGAAGAUCCAGUCCCCAAAGGCAUCCUGGAUAAAUAUUAGAAAGCUGCACAGCUUUGUCCCAAGUGUCCAUGUUAAUGCUGCAAAGGGUGGUGUGUGUGUGUGUGUGUGUGUAUGUAACACAUGAAGCCAUUGACUCCACCUCACCCCCUUAGUCAUAAGGUGGUGAGGAUGGUUACCUUUUUUGCCUUCAAAAUGUAAACACUUUCCCACUUCCUCUUUCAGCUCUAUGUGCUUUUCAAGGUUCAGAUUAAUUCUAAUGAGUCUCAUUUUUACCCAGACCCCUUGGGCAGUGAGGUUUGCAUGCAUUCUCUCUCUCUCUCUUUCUCUUUCUCUUUCUCUCUAACUCUUAUGAGAGGGCUCUGAUCUGGGGAGGGUGGAAAUAAGUGAUUGGGGUGGGGGAGUCACACCCACAGCAUUUAUUCAAUAUAACAAAUUUGCCAUGGACCUAGAAAGGUUGAUAACCCUUGAGUUACUUCAUGGAGGGGAUAUGUCAGUCAGGGAUGGUUAAAAAUGGCAGAUAGAAACCAAACAACAGUGUCCACUGGUGAUGCUAUGUCUCUAGAACUCUGGGAACACACCAAAGAAAAUGGAUUCCAUCAGCACUCCGUGUUCAACAUGCACAAGGAAUCUGAUGGGCUACUGACAAAGGUGAAAUACUGAAAGGAUCAUUGGUUUUGCUGAGAAGAGGUGAGACUGGUGGGUGGUUCGUCUUCAUGUACUGGCAGGGUCGAGUUGCUUCAUAACCAAAGAUGGGGAACAGUGUGUGACAAUGGAUGGGACUUAGCUGAUGCCCAUGUUGUGUGCCGCGAAGUGGGUUGUGGAGCUGCUCUAAAAGCAACACUUGCAGCUAAAUUUGGACAGGGAUCUGGCCCCAUCUGGAUGGAUCAAGUGAAUUGUACAGGGGAUGAAGACAGUCUAAGGAAAUGUCCGCCAAAAACGUUGACAGAACACACCUGUGCCCAUAGCAAGGAUGCUGGUGUGGAGUGUGAAGAACCCCCUGAGCUCAGAUUAAUGAAUGGCCCCAAUCACUGUUCUGGGAGAGUUGAGAUCCUGCACGAUAAACUCUGGGGGACCAUAUGUGAUGACGAAUGGGACUUUGAUGACGCUGCGGUCGUGUGUAGUUAUCUCGGCUGUGGAACUCCUAUAUCAGCCCCACGAGGUUCUCGUUUUGGAGCAGGAACUGGUCCCAUCUGGCUGGAUGGUGUUAACUGUACAGGGUCAGAGACUGCCAUCAGCAAAUGCCAAGCAAAAGACUGGGGAGUACAUGAUUGCACCCAUACAGAAGAUGCCGGUGUUGUAUGCGCAGAGCUCCGCCUAGUAGAUGGCACAAGUCGCUGCUCAGGGCGGGUCGAGGUGUAUCACAACAAGCAGUGGGGAACAAUUUGUGGUUCUGAUUGGGAUAUGAAUGAUGCCCACGUCGUGUGCAGGGAACUGGACUGUGGACAACCUGUAACGGUGUCAGGCAGCGCACAGUUUGGCCAGGGAUCUGGUACCAUCUGGCUAGACAGAGUUAACUGCACAGGAAAAGAAGCAGCUCUGAGUGAAUGCCAAAAAAGACCCUGGGGAGAGCAUACCUGCGACCACAGAAGGGAUGCAAGUGUGGAGUGCUCAGACCCCAAUGAGAUCAGACUGGUGAAUGGUACAAGUCGCUGUGCUGGGAGAGUUGAGGUGCUCCACAACCAGCAGUGGGGGACAGUGUGUGAUGAUGGCUGGGAUCUGAACAGUGCCCAAGUUGUGUGCAAGGAACUUGGCUGUGGAGUAGCCUUGGGGGCUCCCCGGGGAGCUCAGUUUGGAAGAGGUGAAGGCAACAUCUGGCUGGAUGAUGUCAAAUGUAAAGGGACAGAAGCUGCCCUCAGAGACUGCCGCCUCAAAGCCUGGGGAGAACAUAAUUGCAACCAUGGAGAAGAUGCUGGUGCUGUGUGCUCAGAACUCAGGCUGGUGAAUGGCUCAAGUCGUUGCUCAGGAAGAGUGGAGAUCUUCCACGACCAUCAGUGGGGCACUGUGUGUGAUGAUCGCUGGGGCCUUAAGCAGGCUGAGGUCAUCUGCAAAGAGUUGGGCUGUGGCGUCGCUUUGAAAGCUCGUACAAAAGCUGCAUUUGGACGGGGAACAGGGCCCAUCUGGUUGGAUGAUGUGAACUGUCAAGGAACAGAAACAGCCCUCAGUCAGUGCCCAGCAAGCCCUUGGGGGAUCAAUAACUGCAAUCAUGGAGAAGAUGCUGGUGUUGAGUGUGCAGAUCCGGUGGAGAUGAGGCUGGUCAAUGGCAGUCAUCGGUGUUCUGGGAGGGUGGAAGUGUUUCAUCUCAACCAAUAUGGAACUGUGUGCGAUGACAGCUGGGACCUAAAUGAAGCCGUCGUUGUGUGUAGGUACCUUGAUUGUGGAUCAGCCAUAGCUGCCCCCCGUGGAGCUCAAUUUGGGCGAGGAGUCGAUCCCAUCUGGUUGGAUGAUGUCGAAUGUACAGGAACAGAAACUUCUCUCACUGCUUGCAAGGCCAAGCCUUUGGGAACCAAUGACUGUAACCACGGAGAAGAUGCUGGUGUUGUAUGUUCAGAUGAUCUCAGACUAGUAAAUGGUACAAAUCGCUGCAGUGGGAGAGUCGAGUUCCGGCCACCCCACAGUGAUCAGUGGGGAACCGUUUGUGACCGUACAUGGGAUUUGCAAGAUGCUGAAGUCAUCUGCAGGCAACUGGGCUGUGGAAAGGCUUCAGCAGCCCCAGGCGGAGCUCAUUUCGGACGUGGAUCAGGAUCCAUCUGGUUGGAUAAUGUGAACUGUAAAGGCACAGAAAGUGCCAUCCAAGAGUGCAGCACAAAUACCCAGGGGAACAAUAACUGUAAUCAUGACCAAGACGCAGGAGUUGUUUGUUCAGAGUCAUCCACCAUCAAUGUGGUUAACAUCAGACUAGAAGAUGGCCCAAACUCCUGUUCUGGGAGAGUUGAAGUCAUGCACCAGCAGCAGUGGGGAACUGUGUGUGAUGACGGGUGGGGCCUUCCGGAUGCCAGCGUUGUGUGUAAGCAGCUGGGAUGCGGCAUUGCUUUGGAAGCCCUACACGGGGCACACUUUGGACGAGGCCCUGGCCCUGUCUGGCUGGAUGAUGUGAACUGUACAGGCACGGAAACAUCCCUGAGAGACUGCCGGGGACGUUCUGUAGGAGAACAUGACUGCGAUCACUCGGAGGAUGCUAGCGUGGUGUGCUCAGGCCCUAUGCAAGUGCGAUUGGCUAAUGGCCCCCAUUCCUGUGAAGGGCGAGUGGAACUGAAUCAAAAUGGCACUUGGGUCUCUGUUGGUGACUCUGGAUGGGGUCUUAAAGAAGCCAAGGUGAUAUGCCGGCAACUGGGUUGUGGUGAAGCAUUGUCGGCACCGACGGGAAACCAAUAUGGCAACGGUGUUGGCCCAGCCUUUCUGAAUGAAGUGCAAUGUACUGGAGAAGAAACAUUAGUCACUGAAUGCUAUGCCGCCCCCACAGGCCCCCAUAAGUGCAUCUGUAACUCCUACGCUGGAGCAGUGUGCAAGGGACAUGCAGCCUCUUCUACAGCCGUUGCAGUGAUCCUGAGUCUCUUGGCUGCUGCUCUGCUCAUAGGUGCUGCUGCUCUGCUCUACCUGAGGAAAAGGAGAGGGAAAUCAAUUUGGGUUAACCCUUUAGCUGGGAGAGGAGAAGCAUUUAUGGAAAACAUCACUGUUGGAUCGGAUAUGGUCAAUGGCAUUCGAGAGAUGUAUACCCGGGGAAGAGAGCAAAUUGCAUCUGAAGGUGACUCUGAUGGUGACACCAUCCACCUGGUGAAAAAUACUUCUGACUCAGCCACAGACGACGCGAACUGAGAGACAGAGAGCAGGCAAUGGUUCAGAUGCUUGUGAGAGAUAAGUUUCAUUCUGGAAGAUUGGUUCUUCCUUCUGCCAUCCCCUUGCAGAAAGACAUACACUUUCCACCAGCUCUUGUGCCAUCACCACAAAUGUUCAGAGACUUGGUGUGUUUUGCUGUGUUCCCUAGGAAUAUUCAGAUAUCCUGAUUUCUGGGAGUAAGGGACAUUAGGAAGGGACAGAAGACAACAAACUAGAAGACCUUAGAAAUAUCAAUGGUGCCAAAGCUGGGUGGGGUGGGGUGGGGAGGUUGUAGAAAGUUUGUUUCAAAACUUUGCCUUUCUUGUCAUUAACCUUGCUGUAACCAUUAUAGCACAUACCGAUCGCAUAGUAAAUAGUAAGACCCAGGAACUGUGCCUUCUGCUGCUAUUCCAACGCAUUUGCAAGAAUUGUUUCAGUACAAUUUUCCUAUUGGGAAAGGGGUCAGAUUCUGACAAGUGUCUCUACAACAUGAAAAGUGAGGUGAUACAGUCCUUGCAUGAGGACUGUACCACUUUGUUGAUCAUACGCCUUAAUUGCCAUUUCCUCCCACCAUCCAAGUGCUAACCAGAACCAACCCUGCUUAGCUUCCGUGUUUUUAUGGGGCAGCACAGCCUCAAUUUCCUUGCUUUAAUCUAACCCAUAGUAAAUUGGCCAGUUGUUCAAUGAGGAAAACUGUUCAGUUGCAUGUGCUGUUCCAGAUGAGUUGAAUUAUGGAUUUGCCUGUUUAUUAAACAUUGAUACUAGACUAAAAAGUUUGUCUUGUAGCAUGACCCUAAGCACGUCUACUCAGAAGUAAACUGCAAUCAACACAAGUAGGAUUGCCGCCUUAACAGGGAAAAGCAAAAAUGGGACAAUCCCAAUUCUCAAGAACCCAGGACGGUUGUGAACAUAAUCAUUCUUCCAGCUAUACCAAGAAGAGGAGCAACAAUUGUGCUCCUAUAUUGCAAUUAAUGUUGACCACUGUAGACUGUGUUCAGACACUGUUUCAGCAGUGAUCAUCUAACCAGGGAAUGCAGGGAGCAAAGCAUGUAGCAAUUAAGUUUUUCAAUGUUAAAGAUUAUAUAAAACGUAUAUUGUCAAUUCGCAAAUUAUCCACCCACAAGAAAAUCAACUAGCGGAUUAGUAGUUAUGUUUAGAAAUUCACUAAAUGGUUGGAAAUCGAAAAAGCAAGGUUUUGUUGCCACAUCGCCUUGUGAGGCAGAAUUUUCUGCAUUAUCAGAAGCGUGUAACAAAGUCACAUGGUACAUCCAGGUAUUACAUGAUUUGGGAUAUAAAGUAAGACAGCCUGUGACAAUCUAUGAGGAUAAUCAAGCUUGUAUCGCAAUCGCUAAUUCAGGGUAUGAGCUUUCGUGUGCAUGCACACACUUCUUCAGAACACGGCUACCUACCUGUAACUAGAUCUAUAGGACACACUUAUUCAUUCAUAAUCGGUUUGCAUAAUCGGUUUACAUAGUCAUCCCCACUCCUGGUUUAAUAUACCUUGUCAUAAACCAGAGGGGUGCUUGUGUGUUUCUUGUUUUCUCUCCAGCUGAACUUUCUGUCUCUCCCCAUUGCAGAUGCCACCACACAGAAUCCCCAGCCUUCUUACUGGAAUUCAGAUUGCCUCCAUAUAUGUAUUUAUAUUUCAAUCCAAGGGAGUAGGUUAGAGGAGGAGAAGCAGCAGAAGCAGGAAAGUGCCUGGGCAAACACCAAUUCCCCCUUCCCUGUUUACUGUGCCUCUCUAGGGGUCACCUUUCCUUCUCCCUUGUUUUUUUAACCCUUGGAGUUGCUCGGCUCUGGAGACAAAGCAAGGUGUGGCAGGGUCGCCAAGAGCUGCUUGGCCUGGCCAACUUUUUUUGACAGAGGCAUGAAGCGGCAACAACAGGCAGAAAUGCAACUGGUGCAGCGCAACAAAUGCAGAGUUGUGGCAAGGGAGGCUGAGUGUGGCUACUCUCCCCAUACUUCCUAGGGAUAUUUAUGAAUCAAGUGAGUUCAAAUCCACGUUGGUGAAUAUUAGCACAGAACAGGGAGGGAUUCCGGAUUAGCUGAUGCAGAGUUUGCAUAUACAGUGGUACCUCUACUUACGAAUAACUCUACUUACGAAUGUUUCUACUUACGAAUGGAGCUCCGUCCGCCAUCUUGGAUGCGGUUUAGAUAGGAUUUUUUCUACUUAUGAAUUUUUAGAUAGGGUUGCUUCUACUUACGAUUUUUUUCUCCCAAUACAUUCCUAUGGGAUUCAACUUACAAAUUUUUUCGACUUACAAAUGUGUGUUCGGAACGCAUUAAAUUUGUAAGUAGAGAUACCACUGUAUGAUGUAGCACGUGGGUGAGGCUAAUACAUAAUCAGAGACUUCCCAUAACACAACUUUUCUUUUUUAAUAACUACACAGAAUUCUCUCUGGAAUCAUUGGUGCCGAGGGUAGUUCAUUCUGCAUUCAUAAAACCAGUGCUUUCUUUCCUUAAAAAAAAUGUUUAGGGGUAUUCUAAUUUUGACUGAAGAAAAUCACCAUUUUAUACUUCAAAUCGGGAAGAAUAAAUACAGUAAAUUGGACAAAAGUAGAUUCACAAAAUGUUUAGGGGUAUGUGUACACCCCCCCCCCCAAGAAAAAAGCACUUUGCAAUACAGUAAUUAAACUGACCAAAUCACUGUUUCACACAUAAACAUUAUUAGGCAAGAAUGGGUGGUUGGGAGGGCAGGAGAAUUUUUUCCCACCUAUUAUCAGAUGAUCAAGAUUACCUUUUAAAAGAAACAAAAAACUAUUGAAAAGCUAGCGGAGCAAUAGCAUGCAGCAACCAGCAGGUGGCAGCCAUCAUUUUCAGUCCUAGAUCCUCCUUAAAUAAAAUGGGAGUUGGGGUGAAAUGCUAUUUUAAGCAACCACAUCUCCUUUCUAUCUGUCCCAAGGCACAGCACCCUGCCCAGGAAGUAUUGACACCUCCCAGUAUCCCAGGGAUUCAGUAUUCUCUCAGUGCCUGCAAGGAAGGAUCAUAAGAAAGGGAGGAGCAGAGAGGGGCUUGCUUUGGAGGUGGCCACUGGCUGCUCCGUUAGGGUUGCCAGGCUCAAUAGAGGACAGGACUUCUGUGCCUUUAAUUGCCCUGCUCUCUUUUGAGACUGGAAACCUUAAAGAGAAACCAGCAGACCAGGUUUCCAGACUCAAAAAGAGAGCAGAGCAAAUUAAA
Messenger RNA from Zootoca vivipara (common lizard), 7438 nucleotides. RefSeq names its product scavenger receptor cysteine-rich domain-containing protein DMBT1. The record is from RefSeq and is a predicted model, not a curated record. Gene Ontology annotation, biological process: zymogen activation. NCBI's taxonomy places the organism in Eukaryota, Metazoa, Chordata, Lepidosauria, Squamata, Lacertidae. Gene Ontology annotation, cellular component: plasma membrane. Gene Ontology annotation, molecular function: serine-type endopeptidase activity.